UAUGAAUAGGGUCACAAUUACACUUCUUCUUUUGCUUGUCACAAACUGGAAAAACUAUUCUGAGUGGCAGGAACAGCUGUCUCUCAAACUAUUCUUGCAUUGGUUUUGUUUAUGCUGUAAAACAUUGCCAGGUUAUGGAAAUUCAGCUCUGAAUAGAAAAUAGAGGACUUUGUUGAAGUACUGAAGGUUCAUUUGAUAAACUGAGACCCUAAAGAGAGAUGGAGGCUGUUUUAGGACUGUUGGUGAUCUCAGCAGGAGUGUCUCAUGGCUUGGAGACUUCCUGUGAUGCUAGACAGAACAGAUCUCAGUGUUAUGGAGCUCUGGGAGGAACUGUCUAUCUCCAGCUGAUCACUAAUGCCACGGGAAAUGAUGAACUCAUAUUUUCGAAAGGCACAAUUGUUACUAAAAAAGAGAUAUUCAAAAUGAAGAAUGACAAACUGGUAAUAAGAAACCGCCCCAUUGAAGACAGAGUACACUUCUUUACAAACAAUGGGACAUUUAGGUUAAAUAACACAAGAAGGAAUGAUUCUGGUAAAUACCUGAUAGAUACUUUUUAUACAAACGGGACAUUCAUCUGGACCAGUGGACUACAACUGUUCAUCGAAGCUCCAGUGUCCUCUCCUCAACUGUCAUCUGACUGUCUGUCCUCUGGAGAGAUGAGGGUGUCCUGCUCCUCUGAGGGGGACGGUCCCCAGUACAGCUGGACUCUGGAUGGACAGACGUUGAGAGACACUGAGACCUCUCCUGGUGAUGAGACAAACACCAUCACUCUGAAGAAAGGCCUGUCUGGAAAUCUCACCUGUACCAUCAGAAACAACGUCAGCAGUGUUGCUGUCAGCAAGAUAAUCUCACACUGUCCAGGGCUCACUUAUGCUAACUGCACCUUAACCAACGGGACAAAGAUAUCAGAGUGGGUGAAUGCCACUGGUAGUAUCCUGUGUGUUGAGCCUACAACAGUGGUGACUGAGGCCCCCACCAGUAAAACCUCCACUGGUAAGGGCCUGGGGCAUGACACCCUAAUGACCUCCAGACCCAGCAAUCACACCCAGGGCUUGACUAACAACACUAGUACUAACUCCCCUCCAACCCUUUGGAUUUUUACCACAGAGCAAUUAGGGAUGGCAGCAGGGUCUCUGGCAGGAGUGGUCCUUGUCUUACUGAUGCUGUUGGCAGUUUACUGUGUCCAGAAGAAAAAUAAACCUUCAAAGACUCCAGUCAUCUCUCUCACCACAGUUAAGGAUGACAGCCAGGAUGUGGAAUAUGCUGAUGUCAGGAUACUGAGGAAGGAAAUGAGACAGAAGGAGAGGGAGGCGCCGGUGGAGGUGGAGUAUGGACAAGUGAAAGUGGCGGGGGGUCCCCAGCAGCCGGUGGAGUAUGGACAGAUUACAAUAUUAGAGGGUCCCAGGAUGAAGGUAGACACACCUGAGGAGGAGGACUGUAUGUAUGCCAGUGUACGGAAAGGCCAGUGAGCAAGGUACUGUCUAGAUAGAAUAGGAGGCUGAGAGUUGAAUCACUCAGAGUCUGAGUUGAAUCACUGGUGCGUCCCAAAUCUCUCCCUUCUCUUGACGUAUGCACUACUCUCCACAUAUUUCAAAGCAUUGGAUUGGUGUAGACAUGGAUUUGAAAGGGAAUGACUGGUAAAUGCAAACUUCCUGUAGCCCAUGCCUACAGUAAUCCAAUGCCUUGAAAUAUGUGGUGAGUAGUGAACAAGUUCACGCUUCAGGAGGAAGGAGAGAUUAUUGGGACUCAACCCCUGAGAGGUCCAGAGUUGACACAGAUGACAAACAUGUUGAAUCUUGUUGUCUUAGUUACAGUUACAGCUGUGUUUUUUGAAUGUUCACACAUAUUAGUACAUUAGUGUCUGUUUCCAAGAAGUGGAGACAUUACUUCUGUUUUUCAUGCCUGCAUUUCUUUCUUUCAGAAACUGUUAUUCUACUUGGUUGUGUGGUGGUCACUUGUUACUUGUUUCAGAUGUGUGAUAUGUCACAAAAUAUUUAAUGUUUUUGCUGCAUGACAGAAAUAAUUACAUCAUUCUUUAACCCUCCCGUUGUCCUAGGGUCAAAAUGACCCGCCACUGUGUCGAACCAACUUUAUUAAAUUUUUAUAUUUU
This is a messenger RNA of Coregonus clupeaformis (lake whitefish), 2110 nucleotides long. RefSeq lists its product as uncharacterized. The transcript is spliced from 6 exons. Bases 219 to 1469 code for a protein of 416 amino acids. The record is from RefSeq and is a predicted model, not a curated record. NCBI's taxonomy places the organism in Eukaryota, Metazoa, Chordata, Actinopteri, Salmoniformes, Salmonidae.